UGAGAGUGGCCACAGUUGUGAGUUUGCUGUUUGGCUUUUUGAUGUACACCUCAUUCUCAGCUGUGCUUGUAUCAAGACUGGCUGUUAUAAGGGAAGACUCACCAAUCUCGGAUCUCGAUGACCUACUCAGGACAAACAAAUACUCUCUGUGUGUCCGGAAAAAUUCCAACUCAUAUAGCCUAUUCAAGGAUCGUGAUGGUAGAUUGAAGCCGGAGUGGAUUGGUGUGCUGAACGCAGCGCCAUGUCACGUGGACGCGACCGAAUCGUCGCAGGUGAUCGACUCCCUCUGCAAAGACAACACUGUCAUCAUGGAGUCCAACAACAUCAUGAAUCAUCACCUGGCUUCCUUCACCAACUGCUCCAUCAUCGAGGUCAGCUCCAAGUACUCGGCGGCCAGCAUCUCGAUUCUCGUCAGGAAGGAUCUGCCUUAUGCUAAAAUCAUAUCUAAAUAUAUUCUGAAGAUCUACAACUCAGGCCUGAUCUCGCUGUUGAAAGUUCGGUGGGGCGUGAAGAAGCCAGAUGCAUCUCCUCAAGGGGAUCCCAGCGUCACCCUGGACCAUCUUCAAAAUAUUUUCGCCCUCUACUUCCUCACAAUCAUCACAUCGGUUCUGAUUCUGUUUCUAGAAAUUAUUGCUUUCAGAAUGGAGAGGAGAAAUGAGAGAAAUGCUAAAGCCAGAAGGAUCCUUAGAGUGAAGCAGCGACAACACCUUCCCAAAUUCAAUGAGUGAUACGAACAGACACGUAACAGUUAACCCUUCAUAGUGGUACUGUUCAAUCAAUGUCAGUUUGUAUGAAUAGCUGCU
Molecule: messenger RNA, 803 nt
Organism: Nilaparvata lugens (brown planthopper)
Lineage: Eukaryota; Metazoa; Arthropoda; Insecta; Hemiptera; Delphacidae
Exons: 3
Coding region: 42-728 (228 amino acids)
Source: RefSeq, a predicted model, not a curated record